AUGUCGACGAAGGAGUCGGAGAGGAACGCGUCCGCGCAGCAAACCCUGGACAUUCUGUAUGAACUGGCGCAGUUACUGAAUACCCAAUUGGACAAGGAAACACUGGCGACCUGCGUUGGGAUGAUUGAGAAUGGGGUCAACCCUGAUGCCCUUGCCGCGGUAAUCCAGGAGCUGCGCCGUGAAAACGCCAUUGCCAACGCGGCGCACCCGACUCCUGUGCAGCGAUAA
Molecule: messenger RNA, 228 nt
Organism: Coprinopsis cinerea okayama7#130
Lineage: Eukaryota; Fungi; Basidiomycota; Agaricomycetes; Agaricales; Psathyrellaceae
Exons: 3
Coding region: 1-228 (75 amino acids)
Biological process (GO): microtubule nucleation by interphase microtubule organizing center; gamma-tubulin complex localization; mitotic spindle assembly
Cellular component (GO): centrosome; spindle; interphase microtubule organizing center
Source: RefSeq, a predicted model, not a curated record